Molecule: messenger RNA, 465 nt
Organism: Gongylonema pulchrum
Lineage: Eukaryota; Metazoa; Nematoda; Chromadorea; Rhabditida; Gongylonematidae
Source: the annotation of a GenBank genome assembly
GAGGGUGAAAUGGAGGAUGUGCGAUUGGACGAAGGAAGCAUCUCUUCAGCAGCUGCCGCCAGUGAUUUCGCUGUUGAUGCCUGCUCGGAAGAUGCCACCGCCCGUGCUGAUAUUUAUGACAAAGAACCCGCAACUGGUACCAAUGGUGUUCUCGUUGAGGAAAUGAGUCUUGUUGGCAGAAGUCAGUUGGAUGAGGCCGAUUCAGCUUCCGAGAAGACGGAUAAUGAGGAGGAGAAGAGGCAUAAGCUGUCACUGGGCCAGGUGGAAAACACAACAGUCAUUCAUUCGGUGAAUGAAACUCCCGAUGAAACGUUCGAAAGAUUGCAGCAGGGAUUACAGAAUGGAACGCUAACCUGUAAAGAAGUGGUUGACUCAGUCUUCAACGUGGUAAGCCUCGAAUUUCAAACUGCCAGAGUGAAACAUAAAUUACCUCAGCUUCCAGGAUGCACUUCUGGGUCUGCAUAA